Molecule: messenger RNA, 492 nt
Organism: Tricharina praecox
Lineage: Eukaryota; Fungi; Ascomycota; Pezizomycetes; Pezizales; Pyronemataceae
Product: putative sister chromatid cohesion protein Ctf8
Exons: 1
Coding region: 1-492 (163 amino acids)
Biological process (GO): mitotic sister chromatid cohesion
Cellular component (GO): Ctf18 RFC-like complex
Source: RefSeq, a predicted model, not a curated record
AUGCCGACGCUCCCCUUGCACCUCUCUGCGGCCCCCAGUUCCACGACCGUCGCCGCCGCCUCUCCCGCAAACCCCCUCCCACCCCUCCUGCACACGCCCCUGGGCCUCGCGCUCCUCGAGCUCCAGGGCACCAUCAACACGCCGCCGGCCACCGCGGCAACAACAUCCACUCCCGUCGGCACACUGACGUUCCCCGCCGACUUUGGGCCCGAGAACAAGCGCGUGUACAUGCACGUCGGCGCGAACCAGCGGAUGAUAGGGGAGCUGCGGAAGUUGGCGACGCCGCUUGGUGUGUUGCGGAGGCGGCGGCGGCGGAGUGAAGGGGGGGGGGGGGAGAGCGCCGAGGACGUGGUCAUGCAGGAGGAGGAGGCUGAGGAGUCCGGGAAGUGGGAUGGUGAGGAGCUGGAGGUGGCUGAGGUCGUCAGGUGGAAGUUGGUCUUUGCGGGAAGGCCGGAGCCCGUCGGCAGUGCGCCGGUCGAUGCGUUGGUUUGA